AUGGAGUCAGCAGUGUGAGUGUGCAAGGAGUGAAAAGGGGCAUCCAUCGACUUGGAGGUGCUUCAUCUGGAUGCACACCAGAGCGAGAGGGGGACUGCAAUCGGUCUUUUUCUAUUUUUAACUUUGCGCUUUCUUCAACUUUGGCACUUGCCCUCCUUGCACCGCUCGGGGUCGUUCUUGGAUGGGAAAAGCAUUCUUUCUGAAACGGGUGGCCUUCGCGUGCGCACGUGCCGAGAAUGUUGUCGUCACCCCCAGCGACAUGGCAUCGGUGCACCCCGCAUCACCAAAAAUACAACACAAACAAGCAGCUUCACGCCACCGAGCAAUGGUCCGUAGCGCGCCCUACACCUCUGCUCUGCUCGUUGGUGUCGUUUAGCGGCCUUGAAGCGCAGUCGGUUGUCGGUAGACUUUUGAACCCCCCAAUCCGCACCGGCUCGCUCACUUGCAAGGUGCUUCUCCCUGAUCGAUGAACGUCGUGGAAGCGCGGUUCAAAGUCGAUGUAUUGCUUCGUUUGCGACUCAAGUGCAGCCACUCUUGCUUGCCCUUCAACAUCAAGCAAGGACCUCUUUACGCGACGACUCGGCCCGACGUACUCCUUGUGCUCUGCAGCACCAUCUCGGGCUGCUUCUGACAAGAGACCUCUCUAGCGCUCUUAGCCUUCGCUUCUCUCGCCUAGCACAUUCCUCGUCUCUAGCAACGAAGGAGAAGUAGCAUUCGGUAUGAGGUCGAGCUUGUCGGCUGCAGCCACUUGCGCUCUACAAGCUGUCCUUGGGCUCCUCCUUCUGGCGCAUCAUCAGAUCUUUGCACACUCGGACAACCAUACGCCAGAGCAUGAUUUGGAUGGAAAGCUCAAGACGACGUCGACGCAGCUAGCAGCGCAAGUCGCAGAGCUGCCUUUGUUCAAGAUAGACAUGAAGGACUACGUUGCUGCCAAUCCUCUGCUCAAGGCUGCCAGAAACAUGUAUCACGAGAAUGGAUGGGAGUACGAGCGUUUGCGGGGCAAGCAAAGGAGUAGUAAGGAGGUGCGGGAGCAUGUGGUGCGGCCUGCUCCAUCCACCAAAUCUUCCAACGCCCUAUCCAAUCCGACGGGCAGCACCUUCUACGCCAAACCGGGUGAAGAGUGGACAUUUCGACGAUCCCACUUGGGCAAGCACAAGCCCGCUUCGACAACAGGAAUGCAGGAGAUCGAGUCUCAAUGACCCAUCUAUAUUGGCCAUCGACCCAGAUUGUACGAUGCGGUGCGCGAAAAUAGGAUCGUGGGCAAGGUUCACACGCCAAAUUAUAUCGGCAUCAAGGGCGUGUACGAUGCGAGCAGCGAAGAAGCGACUGUUCGAGCCUUUGAAUUGGGAAAGCCGGAUAGGUCUACGGCCGAGAGGCUUUUGCAUGGACUGAGAGGUCAAGCUAUGCGCGAUCAAGAGGAUUCCGAGGCAAGGAGGAUGAAGCGCUGGGUUUGAGCGUGAAGGAGUGGGAAAAGUGGGUCGAUAGUUUGGCUUUGGAAGUUUUUAGAUUGGAUGUCUGAUUGCGCUUCAGCGGUGCCUGGCGACAGCUGGCCGAUUGGUUGGCUGCUUCCAGACGAACGCGAGCGUUGAGGAGACGUCGUGCAAAGCGCGUUCUGGAAGCAAACGAACUCUGCGGGACUGCGAUCCGAGUGGCUACCUACCAUACCACUGUCCACUGUACGCAUCAUUGACGUAGCUCGCACAAGACAUGCAGACGGUGCGAAACACGAGGAGUAGAGUCGCGAGUGUGACGUGUUCUCCUCGGGUCCGGUCCGCAUCGAGCGAAGGUCUGGUAACUGGAGCAAAGGGAAGCUCCACGAGCGCCGCCGCCUAACGGGUGUGUCUUUCACCGCCGUCUCUCGGCUGAGCUAGGGUGGCGGCGCUCUUGCUUGUAGUUGCUUUUGCUCAUAGCAGUGCACAUUGGCGUUUGGCGCCAUCCGUCGCGCAUUGCCGUGCCGUGCCGGUACACAGGCGCGUAAAUAGAGGAUUCACAUUGUUGAUGGACGAAGAAAAGUCCCAACCAAACCUGAAGCUUGGCGUUAGCGUGCUGACACUUGCCACAUCUGAACUUGUUCCGCAUCAGAACAAAUACCGGCCCGCGUCUUAAACCCACUGAAGGAUGUUGCAAACAUCUUCUUCUACACCAUUCGCGCAGCUCAUUUCUUCUCUUCUCAACAUUCACAAAACAAAUCUGCGACGCGUUCGCCAAGUGUUCUCGAUCAAGUCUUACAUCCAUCCUACUUGCCUAUUUGUGCUUCCACUCGAUCCCGUGAGUAGAUUCUACAACGCGCCCCACCCCUCUUCGAGUGGCGCGCUGACCGAGGACGAUUCACACUCAGACUAGUCGCGCAAAUGUCUCGAGCACUGCAUCUCGCUGCGAGCAUUUACAUACUCGUCAUUGCUGUUCUUCUCGGUACCAGACAUGCCCACGCCGUGCAGACCCCCCCUGCUGUGCCGGACACGCGCGUCUCGAAAGCAAGACCCGACGCUGCUGCUGCUGCUGCUGCUGCUGCUACCCCUUUCUCCUCGAUUUGGAAAAGGGCGCCACUUCUUUCGAGCCUUGCCAAAAAAGUUCUGAUCAAGAUACAAAAAGCAUCAGCGACGACUUCGCGAGGAGGUAAUUUGAGCUGCCUAGGCUGUGGCAAGACGGACUUUAGCGAUCCAGGACCUUCGCCACCUCACAGAGGCUCGCCCGUGACAGAGUACAGCAUCAGCUCUACCAGCCUAUCGAGCUACGGCUACAAAACAACCGAGCAGGACAGCAUGGGCGAUCUGAAAGAGUCGGUGCGAGCGCACAAACAGGCACAAAAGCUCAAAGGAUCGACGCUCCAGUCCGAAUCUUCCGGCUUCCUCGUAGCAGCAGGCCCCAGGCCAAGCAAAGCAGCCAGCACGCGAUGGUAA
Ceraceosorus bombacis is the source of this 2900-nucleotide messenger RNA. Lineage: Eukaryota; Fungi; Basidiomycota; Exobasidiomycetes; Ceraceosorales; Ceraceosoraceae. The record is from the annotation of a GenBank genome assembly.